Rhipicephalus microplus (southern cattle tick) is the source of this 5231-nucleotide messenger RNA. Its product is annotated as A.superbus venom factor 1. Gene Ontology annotation, cellular component: extracellular region. Gene Ontology annotation, molecular function: protein binding; endopeptidase inhibitor activity. NCBI's taxonomy places the organism in Eukaryota, Metazoa, Arthropoda, Arachnida, Ixodida, Ixodidae. The record is from RefSeq and is a predicted model, not a curated record.
UCGCAAUACGGUCUUGAAGUCGAGAAGCAAAAUUUGGCCACCAACUUCCUCGUCUGACUUACAGCAUAAGUAUCGUUGAAAGCGACUGCCGAGUGGCUUAUUCGCCAUCAGACAUCAUGGCGAACGCAUUGGUGGCUGCCUGUGCCAUCUGUGUGAUUUUGCGCUCCCGUUUGGUGCUUGCAGAUGAAAACUGUUUCGUAGUGGCACCCAACGUCUUCAGAGUGGGGACAACCGAAACUCUCGCGAUCAUGGUGGACGGUGGUGCAAAGAAAGUGACUGUUGCACUCCGUAAUUUCCCCAACUCUCCGAGGACUUUCUUUUACCAGUCUUACAAUGCGAGCCCUGGUUAUCCACGAAUUGAGGACAUCAUCGUGCGGGUGAAUGAUGUGCCCGAGCUGCGGUACGAACAGAACAAUGUCUAUGUCACGCUGGAAGUUACAUGCGGCGCUUUGUGGAAAAGGAGUACGCAGGUUCUCGUGAGCCCUGCAUCUGGAGAGCAUUUUCUCGUUCAGAUUGAGAAGCCCAUCUACCAUCCAGGAGAAAACGUGAACAUAAGGUUCUUGGCCGUCGAUGGAAGGCUUAAACCAUCACAGAGCAUCUUCAGACUGGAAGUUCGGAAUCCCCAAAACGUGAUCGUUGAAAGAACCGAAUUUCAGCCCAAAAAAGAACUGCUUCUAUCACACACCUAUCACCUGCCCAAACGCACGCUUCUUGGGGAGUGGUCGCUUCUCAUCAAGCACGGCUACAACUUUCAGCAGAACACAACGUCUACGUUCCUGGUCGAUAAAUACGUGCUUCCAAGAUUUAAGGUCGACCUAAAUGUCCCGGAUUAUGUAUUGAGCAAUUUUUCGAAAAUACUCUGCACUGUGGCUGCAAGGUUCGUGAAUCGAAAACCUGUCGAAGGUGCAGUGAUUUUCCAAUUCGGGCUAAAGCAGGAGGUUGGAGACGUGUCGUGGUAUUCAAGCAGCAAAUAUCCAGUGCUCCUUGAAGGCGGGGAUGCUGCGUACACACUGGAGCGGGAGCAGCUUCAACCAUUCAUUCGCAACCGCUUGAAUGAGCUGUUUGCCAGCCAUGGACGAUUGGUGGUGAAAGCAACUGUCACCGAGGAAGCUACUGGAGCUAAGGAGUCGGCUCAAAGUGACAAGACGGUUUUUUCUAAGACGCCCUACGUGAUUUCACUCAGGAAGAACCAACGAAGCUUCAAGCCCGGCACCAAGAUAUACAUAAUCGCUGAAUUGACCUACGUCAAUGGAAACCCAGCUCGAUAUGUGCCGAUGAAGAUCGAAUUGUCUUCGGGAAAAAUCGGAGAAGCUACAACCGACAGUAACGGAGUGGCAACGUUCUUCGUAUCGACCACCAACAAUGACGGAGUGCUUUCCAUCGAGGUGGCCACCAACGAUCGGAGGUACCCAAAAGAGUGCGAGGCACGAGAGCGGCUCAAACUAGUACCAUACACGAAUUUUUCACAAGGAUUCAUCGCCAUCCAAAGAAAAGACCCAAAGAGUGUUGUUAAAGCAAAUGACGUGUACGAAGCUGUUCUAUUUAUACACCACUUCGACAAAAUUACUUCCUCGGUUUAUUAUGCGGUUCUGUCCAAGGGUAGAGUGCAGCUGGUCAGGAGGCUGCCUGACGGAAGAAGAAUCGAAGAAAACAUAGUGAUACCUGUCACACCUGAGAUGACGCCCAGCUUCCGCGUGGUGGUAUUCGCAGUGCUGGACGGACGCGUCGUUACGGACUCCAUUUACGUGAACACCCAGCCUGCGUGCACAGACACAUCUAACGUAAUCCUGGAGAGGAUGAAUUUGGGAACAUCUGAGCCCAUGGCCAGCGAGACAGUAGUCGUUACGGGCACGCCUGGUACACAUGUCGGGUUGUUGGGCGUAGACCAGGCCCUGUACCUGCUGAGAAAGAAGGAUCUUCUAACAAGGGACACGCUGUUCCAGUCUCUAGAUUCCAAGGACCUUGGUUGCGGCGCGGGUGGAGGUGUGGACGCGGCGGAAGCGCUUUCCAGUGCCGGCGUCGUGCUGCUCACUGAAAAAUACGUGAGCAACACUUUAAGAAGCGGUAUUUCCUGCCAUGAACACCGAAGAAAGAAGCGAGAAGUAGCGAACAACAUUUUGGAAGAGUAUGAGGACGAGACCCUGCGCAUGUGCUGCUUUCGGGGCCAAAGAAAGGACAAGUUACUGCGUUCUUGCGACGACAGAGUGGACAUCCUGAAGAAGUACAUGGAACUAGGAAACCCGAAUAUCAAGCAGGACUGCGUUGACGCUUUCAAGAGGUGCUGCCAGCUCGCAGACGAUUCUACUGAGGGAAGAUUCGGUGGUGCUGAUACAGAGCUGACAGACGAGCUUUCAGGGGGCGACACACAGAUCCGCGUAGAUUUUCGUGAGACUUGGCUGUACAACAAUGUUGUUAUUAGGGAUGACGGUAGGGCUGAACUGAGCGCCUCCUUGCCGUCAUCGAUAACCACGUGGGAGGUGAUCGCCGUGAGCAUCUCACCCAGUGGGGGCGUCUGCGCGACCAACCCUCUCGAAAUUUUAGCAAUGAAGAAGUUCUUCAUCGAAGUGAACGUACCCUACUCCGUUGUCAAGAACGAGCAAAUCGAGAUCCCGGCUACUGUCUACAACUACGGCCAAAAGCCGGUGGAGGCACGAGUGAUGCUGCUGGGAACCACCGACAUCUGCUCCGGCGCCAAGCUAGGCAAGCCGUCUGCGAUUCGAAAGCUCCGAAUUCCACCUGGACAUGGCCGUACCGCCAUGUUUCCGGUGGUUCCGCUUUCUGCUGGAGUACGAGACAUCCACGUCAAAGCGACCAGCAGCAGCGGGGAAAGUGACGCCGUCCAGGUGAAGCUGAAUGUCCGGCCACCCGGUAUUACGAAGACGAGGUCGUUUGCUGUUGUCUUGGAUCCUCAAAACACGCAAGGGCGAAGCGAGCGAUACAUUCAUGAGUCGUACACAGCAAUCUAUACAUCUAAUGACACCCAAGUGGUUGAUAUAAGACGGCCAUAUCCGGACAAUGUGCUGCCAAACACGGAGUACUGCGAAAUCGACAUCGUUGGAGACGAAGUGGGUGCCAUAUUAGAAACUGUUGUCAAGAGACCAGAAGAGGUCGUAAUUUUGCCAACUGACUGUGGAGAGCAAGCCACGAGCAAGUUGGUGCUAGCACUGUAUGCUUAUGAGUACUUUAAGACUACUAAGCGCAUCAGCCACGGCGACGAAAACAAAUCGCUCAAGUUCUUCCGGGAAGCGUACGAUAAGGUACUCCAGUACAGGAAACCAGAAGACGGCUCUUUCAGCGUUUUUCAAAAACGACCUUCAUCUUUAUGGCUUACUGCUUACGUAGUUCGCACUUUGUGCCAGGCAACAACGGCCAUAAUGAUUGACGAAGCUGUGAUUACGAGCGGACUGCGUUACAUUGCCAGUAAGCAGGGAAUGAACGGAGAGUUCACAGAACAAAGAUCCUGGAACUACAAUCAGGAGCAGUCCUGGCGGCAUGAAAGGCUAGUGGCCCAGUUACAGCACCCAACAGCCACGACGGCCUAUACGCUGAUUACUCUCGAAGUGUGCGACGCCGAGGGCUUUAAGGUUCCAAGCCUCUCAAAGGAGAGAGCUGCAGCCUUUGUGGAACGAUACGUAAAACAAGGAGACACACCGGGAGGGUUGGCACUGGCAGCGUAUGCCUUGUCGCUGGCUAAAAGCCCAGGAAGGCAGAAUGUCAUCCAAUGGCUGCGAGACUCCAUGCGCCUCGACCAAGGUGAGCGCCAUGUGCCAGGAUCCAGUGAAGUUGUGUCCUCUCAAGCAACAGCUUACGCUAUUAUGACAUUCAUUAAUGAAUUGGAUAGUGUUAAUUAUGUCGCAACCCUCGUCCAGUGGCUAGCCAGCAGGAUGAGUCCCAAGGGAUCUCUCCAGACCACUCAGGAUACUACGCUGGCUCUCCAAGCACUUACCAGGUAUGCCACCUAUGCCAAAGAAAACAGCCUUGACCUGUCAUGUCAAGUGACCUUAAGUAACAACAAGGACUUCAAGAAGAGCUUAAAAAUCAAGCGGGAUAACGCCACUGUCCUCAACAAGAUUGAGAUUGACCAAGGAAGCGAAAAAAUAUUCGUCAACGUCAAAGGAUCUGGAACCGGAAUUCUGUAUUUCAACUAUACUUACAAAGCCAAAGUCCCGGAUAACAUUUGCAAGUUCAACAUCACAGCGAACUUCGAACAGAAGCAUCUAAGCCAGUUUGAAAUACUGACGCGAAUUUCUCGUAGUGUCGAAGAUAGAAACGUGCGCCAUCAGAACAUCAGGCCUGACUAUCGCAUGGAGGUCUGCGCAAGUCCGAAUGAAGAUACUCCUGAUGGUAUGGUAAUUUUCGAAGUCGGUCUGCUGUCAGGAUUCAAAGCCAAUGCUACGGACUUAGAAAGGCUCGUCAAUGAGGGAAAGAUUGACUUGUAUGCUAUAUCAAGCAGCAAGGUUGACAUUUAUGUUCCUUCGAUUCCAAGAAACACAACAGCUUGUGUUAACUUCACUCUUGAGCAAGAGUUCACUGUUGGCCAAUUGCAGUCAAGCUAUGUGAAAGUGUAUGCUUACUAUGAACCAGACUUUUCUUGCGAACGUUUAUACACGCCGGACAAGACAAGUCCUCUGUUGAAGUUCCUCUGUGACUCGGAAAACACGGACGUGUGUGCUUGCGCAGAAGGUGGAUGCCCUCCAGCAGACCCGCUCAUCAAGUUUUUAAAGAAAAACGAGGACGAAUUUUUCGAAGAGGCGGAGCAGCAUGAACUUCUCAGAGAAUUCGCCUGCGAUGAAGUCGACUACGUGUGGAAAGGAAAGGCAAAAAGAAAUAUUUCCACGGAUGGAUUCAUAGAAGUGACGUUCCUUAUAACGCAAAUUCUUAAACCAGGCCAUGAAGAUGAAUUGGAAAAUAAGAUACGCCGUAUCAAGGUGCGCGAUCACUGCGCCGCAACUUUCAAUAUGCCCAAUGACACAGAAUUCAUCAUCAUGGGAAAAGAUUCCACGCAUAUUGAAGAAGAUGAAUUCAAGGACGAACAGUACCUGUAUUUGAUCGACAGCAGUUGUCUAGUUUUUCCUACAAGGCAACGAAACAAGAAGAAACAAAAGCUUGUGUCGUGGUUCAAGCACGAGUUCUCUGACGAAACGAAGCGCUGCUUCUCAUGAAUGUGCUCUCGUGCUAUAUGUACAGCACUUUGUCCGAGCAGAUUUAUAAAUCGAAGUACCAUAGUGAAA